Chenopodium quinoa (quinoa) is the source of this 519-nucleotide messenger RNA. RefSeq lists its product as uncharacterized. NCBI's taxonomy places the organism in Eukaryota, Viridiplantae, Streptophyta, Magnoliopsida, Caryophyllales, Amaranthaceae. The record is from RefSeq and is a predicted model, not a curated record. The transcript has a single exon. The coding region runs from base 1 to 519 and encodes 172 amino acids.
AUGAGGAAGAUAUUGGAUUUAGAUUUCUCUGUAAAGGAUCUGGGAGAAUUAAGAUAUUUUUUUGGCAUUAAAGUAGCAAGGAGUGACAGAGGGACAAUGAUCAAUCAAAGAAAAUAUGCACUUGAUAUAGUGAAAGAUGUAGGAAUGCAAGAUUGCGUUACAACUAAAUUUCUUUAUCCUACAGGAACUAAGCUCGACAAUGAUGAAGGAGAGAUAUUUGAGGAUCCUGAGUCUUACAUAAGACUAGUUGGAAGUCUAUUAUACUUGAACUUAACAAGACCCGACUUAACCUUCUCAGUUCAGCAGUUAAGUCAGUAUGUUAGUUGUCCUAGAAAACCUCAUUUCAAUGCUGAUUUACAUGUGGUCCGAUAUCUAAAAGGGACAACAGAUUUGGGGUUGUUUUUUUCUAGACAAAACGAACACAUUUUAUUUGGUUACAGUGAUACAGAUUGGGGGAGUUGCGCGCAUAAUGGCAGGUCUCUUCUUACAGGGUUCAUGUUUUUUUGGGAACUUUCUUAA